Molecule: messenger RNA, 4491 nt
Organism: Plasmodium gallinaceum
Lineage: Eukaryota; Apicomplexa; Aconoidasida; Haemosporida; Plasmodiidae
Product: conserved Plasmodium protein, unknown function
Exons: 3
Coding region: 1-4491 (1496 amino acids)
Biological process (GO): double-strand break repair
Molecular function (GO): ATP hydrolysis activity
Source: RefSeq, a predicted model, not a curated record
AUGAAUAAUUCUAAAAUAAGCAGCAUUAAUCCAUUACAUAAUAAUGCUAUUGAGAAAGAUGGAUAUUUUGACAACGCUGAUAUUUCAAAAAAUAAAAAAAGAAAAAGAAGUGAAAAUAAUAAUGAAAAGAAAAAUAAAGAAGAAUAUUUAAUAGAAAAAAAUAACUUAAAUGCAAACGUAAGUGAGGGAAAUAAAAGUAAAACUAACAUUAAAAAAUCAGUUAUUAUUGCACAUAAUUCAGAUAAUCAUAAAAAAAAAUUAUCUUCAGAUAGUGAUGAUGUAAAAACGAAAUCUAAGAAUACUAGUAAUUCAGGUCGUCAAAAAAAAAAAAAUAAAAUUUCUAAAAUUUUAGAACAAAAAAAUACAGAAACAAAUGAUCAUAUGGAAAACCAGAAUGAUUUAGUAAGUGUAAAUAAUGAUAUAGAAGACACAAUAAUUUUAAAUAAUAUAAAUAACGUAGAAGAAAAUAUUUGCAAUGAAAUUAUAAAUGAAGAAAUAGAAAAUAAUUAUUGUGAUAUAAAUAUGUUAAACGAUGUUGAUUUAAAAAGUUUUUAUGGUAGUACUGGAAAAAUAAUAAAAUUAAGAAUAAGAAACUUUUUGAAUCAUGAAAAUCUAGAAUUAACUUUUAAUUCUUACAAAAAUAUAAUAAUAGGAAAAAAUGGAAAAGGGAAAAGUGCUAUUGCUCAAGCUGUUGCAGUAGCUUUAGGAAGCCAAGGUAAAUAUGCAGGAAGAGAUAUUAACCUUGCUAACUAUAUAAAAGAUUAUGAUAAAAAUAAGAAAAAUUUGGUUUGCUAUAUUGAAAUAUUUCUAUCUAAUUCAGGAAAGAAUUCUUUUAAAAGAGAUAUUUACGGUGACGUAAUUAUAAUCAAGAGAGUUGUAUCCUCUCAUACAAGCAAGUUUUAUUUAUAUGGGUUAAGUGAAAAGAAAAAUUAUAAUAAUAACAAGGAUAUUUUAACUAAUUUAAAUAAAGGAGAAAAUAAUAAUAUUAAUAAUGAUAAAGAAAAAAAAAAUAAAUAUGUAUGUAAAAAAUCAUACAUUGACAACUAUUUAAAUUUUAUAAAACUAAAUAUUAGGAGUCCUUGCGUAUAUCUAGAUCAAGAAAAAGGAAAGCAAUUUUUCAGUAAUAUUAAUGAAAAAGCCUUGCAUAAGUUUUUUAUGAAUUCCGUUGGAUUAAAUAUAGUAGAAGAGGAAAUCGAAAAGGAAAGUGAACUAUUAGAGAAUUGCUUAAAUCAAAUAAAACAGAAGCAGUUAUUACUUUCUCCUCAAGAAGAGGAAUUAAAAGCAUAUAAAGAAAGGAAUAAUAUAUUGAAAAAUGAAUUUGAUAAGUUAAGCUUACUUGAUAAUAAUUACAAAGUGUUAAUUUUUUAUGAAUCUUUAAAAAAUACAAUUAUUUUAUUUAACGAAUAUCUAAAGUCAGAAAAUUUUAAAAAUGAAAAAGUUAUUAACAAUAUACAAAGUAAAAUGAAUACACUCGUUGAAGAAAGUGAAAAUCUUAAGUUGAAUAUAAAACGAGUAAUUGAAAAAGACACAACUACUUAUAAUUUGAUUAAAAAGGAAAUGGACAAAAUAACGAAAUACGAUGAAAUGAUUAAAGAAUUGAAUGAUUUAAAAACAAAAUAUAUUGAUCGUAGACAGGAAAUUAUAAAUUAUAUAAGUUCCUUUGAAAAAGCAAAAGACAAUAAAAAAUUAUUACAAGAAUACUUAAAUAAAUAUGAAGAAGAAUCUGAAAAGUUAAAUGAAAAAAUGACAAAAGAAAUGCAAAAAGAGAUAGAAUUACAAAAUGAAAUAAAUAUAAAAGAAAAUUCUAUUUAUGAAAUGGAGUACCUCAUAAGCAAGAACAAAAAUACUGUAGACAUUUUAAACAAACAAAUAAAUGAUAUUAUUGUUCAAUCAAACAAAGUUCAUAAAAUUAAAAAUAAUGAAAUAAAAAAAAAAAUAUAUAUAUAUGGGUAUGACAUUUAUUCUUUAAGAAAUAAUAUAAUUAAAAAUUAUAGUAUUUCUAUUAAGUCUGAAAAUAAUUUAAUUUUUCAUGAAGAAUUAAAACUGAUUAACAAAAAUCAAAAGAAUAAUUUUACAAGUAAGAAAAAUACAGAGUUUUCUUUUACGUAUGCUCCAAUAGGUCCAGUUGGAGAAUAUAUAAAAUUAAAAAAGAAUGUUGAAAACAUAAAAAUAUUAUCAAUUAUUGAAAAACAUUUAGGUGAUAUUUUUUAUUCUUGGUUAGUAAGUUGUUAUGAAGAUAAAAAUAAAUUGAAUAAUAUAGAAAUAGAGAAUAAGAACAAAUUUAAUAUAAUAGUUACUAAUGCAUUUCAGCAUGUUAAUAGAGAUAAAUUAAUGAAGAAUAUUCAAUUGUUAUUAGAUAAAAUACAUGGAAAUACUAUUUAUUCUUUUUUAAAUAUUGAUUUAUUACCUACUUCAUUGUUAUUUUAUUUAUAUGAUAAUUUUAGAAUUGUUCAAACGUUGAUAUGUAACAACUCUAGUGAAUUACAUGAAUUAUUACGUUUAAAUGAUAAAAGUAUAAUAAAAUCAAUUUAUGUUAUUGAUGAUUUUGUAUUGGUUAAAGUUCUUUCAAAUGGAAGUUUACAUUUUCUUCCAUCAAAAGAAGAAUAUUAUAGAGAUCCACUUUUCUUGAAUUUAUUAAAUGAGGAAAACAAAUUGAUUAAAAAUAAAAAAAAUAGUGAAAUAUACAAUAAUUCUGAAGACGAUAAAAAUAAUGUGCUAGAUUCAGAAAUUAAAACAAAUGAACAGAAAAUAAAAGAAUUAGAAAAAUCUAAAAAAGAAAAAAAUGAAGAAAUUCUAAAAGUGUCCAAAAAAUUACUUUCUUAUAAGAAUAUUUUAGAUAAUUUAAAUGAUUCUAUUAAAAAAUCAAAAUUUUUGCAAGAUGAAUUAAAAUAUCAACUGAAAAAUAUUGAUGAACUGAAGGCAAAUCAUGAUAAUAUUUUUAUGGAACAAAUGGAUAUAGAAAUUAAAGAAAAAAAUAAAGAUAUAAAUGAUAUAGAAAAUUAUCUAAAUGAUAUAGAAACAUAUAUAAAAGUUCUGGAAGAAAAAAAAGAAAAUUCUUACUCCACUACCUCCAUACAUAAAUGUUUAAUCUCAUCACAUAUUGGAUAUUUGCAAAACAAAAAAGAGAAAUUUUCUUUUUUAAUAAAAGAAUAUCAAGAUUUAAAAGAAAUUUUAAUUAAAUUAGAAAUGGAUAAGCAGAAAAAUGAUGAAAUUUCCAAUAAAAAUAAAAAAAAUUUUUUAUUAUCAUUAAAUAAAUUACAUAACAUUUAUUUUGAAUGUAUCAAUAAUAAUUUUUCGUUAGAUGAUAUUUUUUUAAAGAAUCCAUUUUUAAUUUUAAAAAAUAAAUCUGAAAAUAAAGCUAUAACAAAUAUUACUCUACAAAAAAGUAUGGAAACUCAAAUUGAAAAUAUAAAUGAUUAUUAUAAUAAAAGUAAUAAUGAAAAUAAAAAUGAUUUAAUGCAAGAAGUUACAAUUAAACUUAUUUUUACAACUCAGAGUACAAAUGAUUUUUCAGAAUGCACUGAUGAAAAUAUUUCUGUAGAAAUUCCUAUGUCCUCACUAAAUUCAUUCAAUAAGCUCUUUGUGCUUUCAGAAAAUGAUGAAAGUACAGUAGUUAAUAAAGAAGAAAGUUAUAAAAAAUCUAGUUAUUUAAAUGAUAAUAAAGAAUAUGAUAUAAAAGACUUAAGAAAAUUAGAAAAAUACAUUCAACAAAUUUUGAGCAGUAUUAUAAGUACUAACAAUAACUUAUUAGAUAAACACGUAAAUAAUAGCAAUUUUGAUGAAUUCAGAUUAGAUUCAACAUGUGAAAAAUAUUCAGAGACUUUAUGGAAAAAAAGAUGUGAAAAAAAAAAAGAAAUAAUUGAAAUUCUUAAAAUGAGUGGUUUCAAUGAAAAUGAUAAUACUGAUAAUUCUAUGAGGAGUUAUUUUAAUAAUUUGAUUGAGCAAUAUAUUAAUGAUGAAAAAAGUUAUAAUAAGCAAUUAAAACAAAUAUCUGAUUUAAAAAAUAAUUAUGAUAUGCAUUUGUCUAAUAUAAAACUUAGAAAGGCUAAGUACUCUUUUAUUUUAGGAAAAACAAAAGAACAAAUUACAAUUCAUUUUAAGAAUAUUUUGAAAAAUAUGAAUAAUUAUAAAGGAAAGUUAGAAUUUGAUGAUACAAAUAGAAAUUUAAAAGUUAUGGUUUCAAUUAACCAAGACAUUUCAAAUAAUAUUUUUAUGGAAAUGAACUCCCUAUCAGGUGGUGAAAAGUCUACUAUUCAGAUGGCAUUAUUAGCUUCUUUCUCCUUGACAGAAACUUCUUCUUUUCAUAUAUUUGAUGAACUUGAUGUAUAUAUGGAUGAACUUACACGUGUCAAAAAUAUGAAGUUGUUUUGCGAUUUUGUUAAAAUAAAUAAUGAUAAACAGUAUUUCUUCAUAACACCACAUAUUGAAAUAACAGAAUUAUUUUUAGAUGAUGCUAAGAACAAAAAAGCUAAGAUAUUAAGUUUAUCUUGA